Oreochromis niloticus (Nile tilapia) is the source of this 4075-nucleotide messenger RNA. RefSeq names its product sarcoplasmic reticulum histidine-rich calcium-binding protein. Lineage: Eukaryota; Metazoa; Chordata; Actinopteri; Cichliformes; Cichlidae. The transcript has 6 exons. The record is from RefSeq and is a predicted model, not a curated record. Gene Ontology annotation, molecular function: calcium ion binding. Bases 222 to 1130 code for a protein of 302 amino acids.
GUCCUCUGUGUUCCCAGCACAAGGCUGGCACUCUGCUCUCUGUGAGCACACUUCUUUUCAAACAGUCUCUCAGGAGCCUGGGAAAAAGACCUGAACACUGCCUAAAUCUGCUGCGCCUUUAGAAGCUUUUUGUCUUCCAUCGACUGUUUUGGUUUUUGGUGGAAGAAUAAAGUAACCAGAAUAAGACCGUCUUCAAGUUCCAAAGCUGCAUUUCUCCCAAGAUGGCACCUGUAAAAUUUUGGGUGGUAGGUCUCCUGCUUGUGAUGCUGUGCUCAUCCCAGGUCCCUUUCUCUGCUAUUGUAAGUGCCCAAGACUUGAACGAACUGGAGGAAAGCCUCCAUGAUAGAAAUGCUAAGGAGGCUGAGGCUGAAGAAAGUGAAACGGCUGAGGUUGGUAAAGGGAAUGAAGAAAAAGAUGAAGACUCAGAUGAUGAUGAGGUAGAGACUGAUGAAAAGGUGGAAGAAGAACAGGAGGAUGAGAAGGAGACAGCAGAGGAGGAAGAUGACAAUGCUGAUAAUGAGGAAGAAGAUGAUUCUGAGGAGAACGGGGAUGUUGAAAAGGAAGAAGAAGGUGAGGGUUCAGAUGAGGAUGAUGCAGAAGAGGAAGAAUCUGAAGAAGAAUAUGCAGCAGAGGAGGAUGAAGAGGAAGAGGUGGAGGCAGAUGCAGAUGAGGAGGAGGAAGUCCCAGCUAAUAAUGAGGAAGACGACAAGAAGGAAGCAAGGCAAGAGGGUAAUGAUGAAAAAACUCAAGGAGAGGAUGUAGAUGAGGAAGAGGCUGACAGUGCUGAAGAGGAUACACAUGAGGAUGACUCUGAAGAUGAAGAUGAUGAGGCUGAAGGUAAAGACACAAAGGACAACCAAGGUGACUCAGAUGAAGAGGAGGGAGUUACUGACACUCCACAGUUCCACUCUGGAUCUUUGUGUAGUGUUUGCUCCAUUUGUGAGCAUUGCUCUAAUUACUGUGCCAAGUGCCCGUGUGAGGAAGGAGAUGAGUCAGAUCACUGCGAGCACUGCCAAGGUUGUUCAACUUGCUACAUUUGUCCCAUUCUUUGUGAAACAGUUUGCACACCGGGUGGUCUUGUUGAUGAGCUGACUGGAUCCCUCUUUCAGACUGUUGCCUCUCUGCUCUGAGCUCCUUGGGAAUUAUGUCCAUUUGCUUUAAUGUGAAACUGCUCACCAGACUUCACCACAUCCCACACAAACUUUCUAUGAAUUUUGCAAACAAAAGCAAAGACAUAUUUAUGUUUUAAAUGAUACUUAAAACUCUCCCGUAAGAGAUGAUUUCUUCUUUUCACUCUUUCUCCCCUUUUUUGUCUUUUCAUUAUUUCUACCAAAGUCCCAAAAUUUGAUAAAGUAAUAUUUUUACUUAUGUCAAAGACAUUAUGUGAUUGUAAGGUUUUGGAGUUUUUCUAACUGUAGGUUUAGGAAUUUGGGGAAUUAUUCUUUUUUUAUUGCGAGAAAGGGCACAAUUUGACAUUUAGCUUCACAAUUACAUAUCAAAUUGAAAAACAAAAAUAACUAUUCUGGUUUCAGAGAUCCAGCUGGAUCUAGAGACACAGUUUGUGCAUGGUGUUAAUGGAACGCACACACAGACACACACAUAUGCAGGCAUGCACACAGACAUAUAGGAGCUUGUCAUGAAUCAUGCAGACAAAAAAGAUAUAUAAAAUAUAUACAUUACCAGUCAAACGUUUGGACACACCUUCUCAUUUAAUGGCUUUUCUUUAUAUUCAUGACUAUUUACAUUGUAGAUUGUCACUGAAGGCAUCAAAACUAUAAAUGAACACAUGGAAUCAUGUAGUAAAUCAAAAAAAAUGAAAUAACUCAAAACAUGUUUUAUGUUUUAGGUUCUUCAAAACAGCCAUGAUUUGCUUUGAUUACUGCUUUGCAUAUUUCUGGCAUUCUCUCGAUGAGCUUCAUGAAGUCGUCACCUGAAAUGGUUUUCCAACAGUCUUGAAGGAGUUCCCAGAGAUGCUGAGCACUUGCUGGCCCUUUUGCCUUCACUCCCAUGGACUGAAGGCAAAAUCACACAAAGAUAUGGAGGGUGGGACCAAAGAGCUUAAAUUUGGACUCAUCAGACCGAAGCACAGAUUUCAACUGUCCAUUUCUUGUGUUUUUUGGCCCAAACCUUUUCUGCUUGUUGCUUUUCCUUAGUAGUGAUUUCUCAGCAGCUGUUUGAUUCGUGCAGUCUCCUCUAAACAGUUGAUGUAGAGAUGUGUCUGCUACUGGAACUCUGUGUGGCAUUUAUCUGGGCUCUAAUCUGAGGUGGUGUUAACUUUCAAUUUCUGAGGCUGGUGGCUCAGAUGACUGUAUCCUCAGCAGCAGGGGACUCUUGGUCUUCCUUUCAUGGGCCGUUUCUCAUGUGAGACAAUUUCAUCGUAGCAUUUGAUUGAUUUUACAACUGCACUUGGGGAUACAUUCAAAGUUUUCUUGACUGACUGACCUUCUUAAAGUAAUGAUGGACUGUCGUUUGUCUUUACUUAGAUGAUUGGUUCUUGCCAUAAUUUGAAUUCUAACAGUUGUCCAGUAGAGCUGUCAGCUGUGUACCAACCUGACUCCUGCACAACACAACUGAUGGUCCCAAUCUCAUCAAGAAGGCAAGAAUUUCCCCAAAUGAAGCCUGACAAGGCACAGCUGUGAAGUGAAACCAUUCCUGGUGACUACAUCAUGAAGCUGAUUAAGAGAAUGCCAAGGCUUUGCAGCGCUGUCAACAAAGCAAAGGGUGGCUACUUUCAGGAAUCUAAAAUAAAGGCAUAUUUAGAGUUGUAUUUUUUUUUCUUUGCUACAUAAUUCCAUAUAUCAUGCUUUAUAUACUUGAUAGGAAUAUGUGUGACUGCACUAGAGGAAAAAAGGACCAUGAACAUUAUGACAAUUUGCAAUUUCUCAUGUUGUGUCCUUUUUGACUUCUUGUGCUUGCAUCCCGUUAGAGUACAAUUUAAUGCAAAACACUGUACAAACUGUUUUGCCAUUAUCCAAUAAAAAAUUUAGUUCUUUUAAUAAAAAUGUGUUUAGCAUAGUUGCUUUUUGCAUCAUAUGCAUCCUUUAGCUUCUGCGAUUUAACUGUUACAGUCUUUAAAUGGUUCACAAUAAAUUGGGUUCAGAAACCGAAGUUGUGGGUUAAAGAUUUUGUAAACAAUAAAACCCGGAAGCCAGUAAGGCACCGGUGCAAAUGUCAGAUGUCAUGACUUAUAUUUCUCUAUAGGUAAUUCAGGCACUUAGUCUUACAUAACACACAUAAAGGUGUAAAAAACAGAUUACCAAAAAGGAAAAAAUGGUCCAAAUCAAAGGCCAAACUUGAUACCAACAAUUUAAAAAUCUUUUUCAACAAGUAAACAUGCAAAUCUGUCAAUCAAACAGGGACCCUGUGAUCCAUGUCUUUUUUGUUAGCGGUUUGUUGUCUUUAAGAUCAAACCAAAACAACUGUGCUUGUUUUGUCGACAUACUGCCACAGACUAAGAGGCAGUACUCAUUGUGACAAAUGAACCAAAGUAAACAGGAAAAAUUGAUCUACUGUACUCAGAAGUAAACAUCAGAUGAUUAAAUAAUAUAAUGUAUUUUUUUUGUAAAUUAGUAAGAUCAGGUGCAAUCUUUCUGUGCUUCCCAACUAAAAAAUCUUUGUUCAUUUGUCAGUGAUUUGGCAAAGAAAAUAAGAAAAAUAAAGACCAACAAAUUGUAAAAAUGAUAAACAUUGUCAUGUCAAGAUCAAGUCUUUCACUGAUCCGCACAGUCAUAUGUCUUAAUAAACAAUCAUUUUCAUUUGACUGUCAGUUUACUCCAUACCUCGCCAUCAUCUUUAAUGUUUUGGAAAAAGGUGUUGUGUGUUUGCUGGAUUUCUGUUCCGCAUAAACACAAAGAGAACUGGGCCUAAUGAAGCAUAGUGAUGAAUGUGUGAGGACAUGAAGGGCAGAAAACCUUUUUGUGUAGAUUCACUUACCAAAGUGAUGCGUGUAUAAACACAAGACUGGUUGACAUUAAACAUUACCAGGUAACAGACAUGCCGCCCGUGUGAUAACAAAUUGUAAAUCUCUGUACCUCUACCUAUCAAUAUUUUCUAAUAAAUUGAUAUAUGAAUGGAA